This is a messenger RNA of Exophiala bonariae, 1713 nucleotides long. RefSeq lists its product as uncharacterized. The record is from RefSeq and is a predicted model, not a curated record. The coding region runs from base 1 to 1713 and encodes 570 amino acids. Gene Ontology annotation, cellular component: plasma membrane. Lineage: Eukaryota; Fungi; Ascomycota; Eurotiomycetes; Chaetothyriales; Herpotrichiellaceae. Gene Ontology annotation, biological process: transmembrane transport. Gene Ontology annotation, molecular function: transmembrane transporter activity. The transcript has 2 exons.
AUGAGUACUGGGCGCUUGGAUGAGGAUCGAAAUCGUGGGCAAUCGGCGCCCAUUGGUGGUGACAUGUCGGUACAAGGCGAGAUCACAAGCCCCUUGUCGGUCGAAGAAACCAACGCAGCUCUUAAUUCCAUUACUCCAGAACAGUCAGCCCUCUCUCGAAAUGCGGAGGUUACGAUAAAUAGCAGAGAUCCCAAAAAGGUGGUGACGUUCGGCUCAACCGAUCCAAAUAACCCAUACAACUGGUCGACUAGGAGGAAAAGCUAUGUGUUGUUUGCUGGUAUUCUGAUGGUCAUAAACAGCACAUUGGAGUCAUCGUUAUCAAGCGGUGCGACACGAGCCAUCACCAAAGAAUUCAACGUCACGAGUCAAAUACAAUUCCCUCUACCCAUAUCCUGUUUCAUUGCUGGAUACACCAUCGGACCGACCCUAGCAGCGCCACUAUCAGAAUACCACGGGCGCAAAUAUGUCAUGUUGGGCUUCUUCCUGCUCGCAACAAUAUCAACAGUGGCAUGUGCUGUCGCUCCAAAUUGGCCAGCGUUACUCGUGUUUCGAUUUUUCUCAGGCCUGGGAGCAUCCGGUCCAAUUGGAAUAGUCGGAGGACUUUAUGCAGACGUCUACAGCGACCCGAAAACACGAGGAUCUGCAAUGACCUGGUUCAUGAUUGCGACAACCGAAGGCCCUGUCAUCGCACCGCCCAUCUCAGGAUUCAUUGCGGCCAAGAGCUGGCGCUGGGUUUUCGGCUUCGGCGCCUUAUUUGCAGGUGCCACCAUCCCCGUCAUCCUCGCCAUGCCCGAGACAUAUGGGCCAGUUCUGCUUCGCCGCAGAGCGCAGAAGCUCCGAGCAGAAACCGGCGAUGCUCAGAUUUAUGCAAAAUGCGAACUGGAGAAGCGAAAUCUGCACCACAUUUUAACAGUCGUCAUGACCCGUCCUUGGCGCAUGCUGUUCCAAGAAGUGAUUGUGAUGUGUGUCUCUGCCUACUGCGCACUCGCAUACGGGAUCUUCUAUCUCUACUUCCAAGCAUACCCCAGGAUUUUCCAGGGCCCGGAUUCUGUGUACAAAUGGUCACCUGGCGUCGCGGGCCUAGCGUUCCUCCCGAUCGGGCUCGGAGCAAUCUGCGCAGCGCCCGUCUACAUCUGGUGGAACUCGGUGCUGGAGAAAGGCCGGAAACGAAACGCCGCGUGGACGCGGCAAGAAGAAUACAAUCGCCUCCCGUUUGCAUGUAUCGGAGGACCGCUGUUCGUGGUCUCUCUUCUCUGGAUCGGGUGGAGCGCGAGAGAAAACGUCCACUGGAUAGUGCCAGUCUCUUCCGGCAUAUUAUGGGGACUCGGGUUCCUACUCAUCUUCCUCGCCCUGCUCAACUACCUGACCGACGCCUACGAGACAUUCGCAGCGAGCGCCCAGUCCAUCGCAAGCACGUGCCGGAGCGUCUUUGGCGUCGUCCUCCCGCUCGCUUCGUCGCGGAUGUUCUCGACUCUUGGCAUCGCUUGGGCCUGCAGUGUGCUCGCCUUCCUGAGCUUGAGCAUGGUGGCGAUCCCAUUUGCGUUCAUUCGAUAUGGCGAUACUAUCCGCGCGAACAGUAAGUUCUGCCAGCAGCUGAAGGAGCUCAAGGCGAAAGAGGCGGCUGAGCAGGAGGAGCGGGAGAGGAUUGAAUCACGCGAGAACGAGACUCGCACUCUACAGCUUGGCGGUAAAGAAUCUGGCGGUAUGGUUUAA